CUCUCAUCCACAAAAAGCCAUGUUCGUCCAUGUUCGUCGACGUCGAAUGCUCGAAUGGCGACAUCGGUGACGGAUGAAGACCUUUGGUUAAAAAGUGAAGCACUGUCUAGAAACUCUCUUUAAAAAAUGCGAUAAUCGCUCCUUUUUUCGUUGGUGUAGUAAUUUCGGAUAGUGCUCAGUGACUCGAGUAUGUGAUAAGUGCGUCUGCGUUUUAAAUCGUUCAAGAUGUAUCACCAUGAGUACGAGAAGAGACUUUUAAAGCCGAACAACGAUGACCACACGGACUCUCCAUCCCCGACGGGUCUCGCAUCACCCGCAUAUUACUCGCCUACAAAAAUCGGAAAUAAUAGCUUCGACCGUUUCAUUCCGACUCGAGCUGGAAAUAAUUGGCAGGUUUCCUUUUCCAUGAUCUCUGAAAACAGCCGGAGUGGCCUCGUCACGAAAAAAACUCGAGAAAACGGCGAGGGAAGUCGGGAUGGAGUCGUCUAUUCGUGCCUCUUAAAAAAUGAAAUACUUGGGGCGGAUAUCGAGGAUGUUAAGGGUCAAUGCGAUGAGCGUAGAGUAUUGUCUCCGCUGAGUGGAAAAAACCUUUUUAGGUAUAUGACACCCACGAAAGAUAGAACCCUCUUAAAUCAGAGUUUGCCUUAUUCCCUGUCACCGUUGAGUGCCAAGAGUCAGAAGCUCUUGAGAUCGCCGAGAAAGGCGACAAGGAAAAUAUCUAGGAUUCCGUUUAAAGUCCUAGACGCCCCGGAACUGCAGGACGAUUUUUAUUUGAAUUUGGUGGAUUGGUCUUCGCAAAAUGUUCUCAGCGUGGGAUUAGGAAGCUGCGUUUAUCUUUGGUCAGCUUGUACAAGUCAAGUGACUAGACUCUGUGACCUAUCUAGUGAUGGAAACACGGUUACCUCCGUCGCCUGGAACGAGAGGGGAAACCUCGUUGCCGUUGGCUCACAUCUCGGAUAUAUCCAGGUUUGGGACGUAGCCGUGAAUAAGGAAGUGGCCAAACUCGAAGGCCACAACGCCCGUGUUGGAGCUUUAGCCUGGAACGGCGAAGUCCUCUCAUCCGGGAGUCGAGACCGACUGAUUCUUCAGCGAGACGUGCGGACUCCCUGUGUUGUAGGCGAGCGUCGCCUCGGCGCCCAUCGUCAGGAAGUUUGUGGUCUAAAGUGGUCACCCGACAACCAGUACCUAGCUUCCGGUGGAAACGACAAUCGGCUCUACGUCUGGAAUCUUCAUUCCCUCUCUCCCGUCCAAACAUACACCGAGCACACAGCAGCCGUCAAGGCCAUCGCCUGGUCUCCUCAUCAUCAUGGCCUCCUCGCUUCCGGAGGGGGAACUGCUGACAGACACAUCCGCUUCUGGAACACCUUGACCGGACAGCCGAUGCAGAGUAUUGACACCGGCUCCCAAGUGUGCAACCUCGCCUGGAGCAAACACAGCUCUGAGUUGGUCAGCACCCAUGGCUACUCGCAGAAUCAAAUUCUCGUGUGGAAGUAUCCGUCGCUUACCCAAGUGGCAAAGUUGACUGGACACUCCUAUCGAGUUUUGUACCUGGCCAUGUCUCCAGAUGGCGAAGCCAUCGUCACAGGCGCUGGCGAUGAGACCCUCCGAUUUUGGAAUGUCUUCAGCAAAGCCCGGAGUCAAAAGGAGAAUAAAUCGGUACUGAACUUGUUCACUAGUAUUCGGUAAAAUAAUUGUAAAAGAUGAGAGAAAUUAAGAAAAGAACAAAUUAUAUUCCCCACCGAACUUGAACCUUCUUCAGCGAGGGGAUAUUUAUUCUGAGGAGGUUGAAGCUCGCUGUUAGUGAUGUAAAUAACGAAAACCUAACGAUCGUUAUAUAUUCUUUAAAAGAAUUUUCGAAUACGAGUUAAGUAGAGAAAACCAUACGUGGUUUAUACUUUAGAAAUAAGCUUACAGGCCUGCAAACUAUCGAGCCUUUGUGCAAUACAACACAGCACCUUUCAUCUUUAGAUUUCAGCAAUUAAUUUGAAAAUAAAACCUGUGUUUUUUGUUUUAUUAUUCUUAUUUUUUUCACCAACGCAGGCUUUAUUUUCAUUUUAUUUUUCUUUCCACAUGUGGGAAGCGCAAAACUAAGAUAGAAAACUGCCGUGUCUGCUCAUUGUUCGCAGGUUGUCCCUUUGAUCUAGAUUAUAAAACGUUCGUCUUUCUAUCGUCGGGAUAAUGAUUCUUUAACUUAAAAAAAUUGUCAGUAAUAUUGUUGCGAGAUUGUCUACCUCUAAUCGGAAUAAUUAAUUAGUUUACGAAUAAUCCGCGGAAAAACUUGUACGUCAGUCAUGUACAAAAUAAGUUGACCAGGAUUACCGAAAUGACUAAUUUAUAUUGAAAAUAAUAUAUAAGGGGUUCGAAAAUAAUGAAAGAUAGAACGGAGUACAAACAAGGGACAGGCAAGGAGUUGAAGUCAUUUAGAUUAUAACUGGCUUUGUGACCAGAUUUCGAACCGUCCAACGCUUCGAAAUCUCGCAAGAUCGGUUUUACGAUAAUGCUUUCGAGCUUUUGUAGGUAUAUGUGAAGGCUGAUAAGUUUUGUAUUAAAAGAAAGAGCAAGACUAUUAACAAUUAUUGUACUAUUGAAAAUCGGUUUUAUAUUAUUAUUUAAAAGGAACUAUCACGCAAAAUCCCGUCGUAUUAUUACUAACUUCCUUUUUUUUUUCUACAAUUCCUUUUCAUUGUGCGCUUUCUCUAUCUCUACUUUAGCAAUUAAACCUAGGCGUAGGUUUAAUUUGUGAUUUUAAACUUCUCUGGUCAUAGGUUGCUUGUUGAAAUAUAUAGUAUAAUUUACAAUGUUAUAAACUUGUACCGAACCAAAAUGAUUUCGAUACUCCAUAAAUUCCGUUGGGGGUUUUCUGAAGUCUCGGAAUCAAUUUGAUGAAUGAAAACGUGAAACGUUUCGAUUCAUGUACUCGAGAGUUAUAUUAAUUAUCGUCUUGAAAUGACAGUAAAAAUUAUAAUUACAAAUAAUAAUAAAAAAACAAAAAAA
Molecule: messenger RNA, 2994 nt
Organism: Belonocnema kinseyi
Lineage: Eukaryota; Metazoa; Arthropoda; Insecta; Hymenoptera; Cynipidae
Gene: fzr
Product: fizzy-related protein homolog
Exons: 2
Coding region: 226-1686 (486 amino acids)
Biological process (GO): positive regulation of anaphase-promoting complex-dependent catabolic process; anaphase-promoting complex-dependent catabolic process; positive regulation of ubiquitin protein ligase activity
Cellular component (GO): anaphase-promoting complex
Molecular function (GO): anaphase-promoting complex binding; protein binding; ubiquitin ligase activator activity
Source: RefSeq, a predicted model, not a curated record